GGUGUCAGUUUGUUUUGUGCACGAGUUACAAAACAUUACCUGAACCUUUCUGUUACUAAAGCGCUGUUUCGAAUAGCAGUUAUGGACGCUAUUCUUGAGACAUUAUUCUCCUCGGAGGAGCAAGAACUGUACGUUUUGGAUUGUUUAUCGUACUUGAUGAUGGUUAUGGCAGUCAUAACUUUUGUGACUUUACUCUUUGAGCACGUUCCCUAUGGCAGAUAUGCAUCGAGCAGGUAUGGAUUCCCUGUGAAUGUCAAAUUGGCCUGGUUCGUUCAGGAGCUGCCGGCUUUUCUGGUGCCUUUGAGUUUGGUGCUGUGGAGUUCAUGUGCAAAGAUAAUGCACCUGCCCAACCAAUUACUUCUGCUCAUGUUGUUUUGCCAUUAUGUGCAAAGGGCCCUCAUUUACCCAUUUUUAAUUCGAGGAGGGAAAUCCACACCAUUCAUCUCAUUUAUCCUGGCCUUUGUCUUCUGCAUCUAUAAUGGGUACCUGCAGGCAAGAUAUUUGAGCCACUAUGCAGAUUACCCACCUGGUUGGGUUACACAUCCCUGUUUCAUCAUAGGAUCUUCUCUGUGGUUCGUGGGAUGGAUCAUUAAUAUUCACUCUGACCAUAUUCUCAGGAACCUCCGCAAGCCUGGAGAGACAGGCUAUAAGAUACCUAGAGGAGGCUUGUUUGAGUUUGUGUCAGGAGCUAACUUCUUUGGUGAGAUUGUGGAAUGGGCUGGAUUUGCUCUGGCCGGUCACUCGAUACAUAGUGCAGCUUUUGCUCUCUACACUUUCAUUGUGCUGUCCAGCAGAGGAAUGGACCACCACAAGUGGUAUCUCACAAAAUUCGAAGACUAUCCAAAAACAAGGAAAGCGUUAAUACCGUUUGUGCUCUGAUCCUGUGUUGAUUCCCCUCAGAUGUUCGUGGUCAAUCUGGAGCUGUUGGAGGUGUCACGUCGGGCGGUGAGCAAUCUGUCCGCCCGUUCUUUGGAGAAAUAACCCCAGCCUCAGGCAAAGCAAUGAUGAAACCCCGCUGCAAACCACAUUGCAUGCAUACAUAACCUUUUGCAACACCGAGCAACCCCCUCACAUGGGGUUUAGGCUUUGAGUGAUGUAGAAGCAUGCCAAAGACUUACUAAAUAAUGUAACAUUCAAGACUUGCAGCAUUGAAAAGUCACUGUAUGGAUUAACCAACUGUGCAUGCAGUGUGACAGCAAUGCACACCAAUGGUGAGCACACGACACGAGAUGUGUGUUCUGACAGUGCCGGGCUUCCCCCAUCUUACACAUGCUGCACGUGAGCUGAAGGCAAAGCAGUGGUUGCGUAAUCACCGUGGGAGGAGCUUAUCGCUGCUUUCUUCUUCAGCAUGUCAGAUUAUGAUUUAUUAUCAUCAACAGAGAAUGGGUGUUUUUUCCUCGAAAGCACGAUGGCAAUUUAGCCAUUAGGGCUCCCUUAUUUCCAGGAUUUU
Messenger RNA from Labeo rohita (rohu), 1450 nucleotides. RefSeq names its product steroid-5-alpha-reductase, alpha polypeptide 1 (3-oxo-5 alpha-steroid delta 4-dehydrogenase alpha 1) (gene srd5a1). The record is from RefSeq and is a predicted model, not a curated record. Gene Ontology annotation, molecular function: 3-oxo-5-alpha-steroid 4-dehydrogenase activity. Gene Ontology annotation, biological process: steroid biosynthetic process. The transcript has 6 exons. Lineage: Eukaryota; Metazoa; Chordata; Actinopteri; Cypriniformes; Cyprinidae. The coding region runs from base 82 to 879 and encodes 265 amino acids. Gene Ontology annotation, cellular component: membrane.